Messenger RNA from Menidia menidia (Atlantic silverside), 1581 nucleotides. Lineage: Eukaryota; Metazoa; Chordata; Actinopteri; Atheriniformes; Atherinopsidae. The record is from the annotation of a GenBank genome assembly.
AUGACUCGGAGGUCCACGCUGUUUCCAAAAACAGGAUUCAAGCGCUACGCUGACGACUUUGACAAAUCGCUCUUUGGUCCCGUGAGCAUCAAGAGGGAGUCCUGCCACUUUGUUAUCGAUUUUCAAGAUUCACAGGGCUGCGAAACCCCGAUCAAAUCCAAAGGCUUAGACCAGACUUACAUGACAAGCGAAGUUGCACUCGCAGCCAAAGUUGCAGAGAUAGUUAAAAGAGACCAACCUGUGGGGGUAUUGUCCCCUGUCAGACCAAUGGGGGGUGAGGGAACCCCGGUGAAAGGUAAACCCCUCUCUGUUGACAGUAUGGAUAAUCCUCAGAUGGCUGUGAACAACAAUCCAAAGGAUGCAGGUGCCGACGACAGUGCUAAGGGGGUCGUUCCCGGGGUUCUGGGAACGGCGUCCAUCGAGCUCUCCUCUGAGGGCAAGUGGAGAAACAUCAGGAAAACCCCGGCCAAUCCCCACACGCAGGCCAACUGCCUCCGCCAGAUCCUCCUCCUCCAGCUGGACCUCAUCGAGCAGCAGCAGCAGCAGCUCCAGUCCAAAGACAAAGAGAUAGAUGAGCUCAAAGCGGACAAGGAGACGCUGCUGGCUCGCAUUGAGCGUAUGGAGCGGCGGCUCCAGCUCACGAGGAAAGAUGUGCCCCGAGACAAGCGCCUGUUCCAGCCGCUGGAGCCCUGGACCCCGGACAAAGAGGACAUGUGGGACCUGGACAUGGAGGAGAGUCCACAACCGAACCAAGCCACUCCCCUCCCCUUCAGCCGGGGUGGCAAGGGUCAAAAAAGGAAGUCUUGCUUUGGGGACGCAAAAGUUCAGAAAUCUCGGGGUAAAAGUGCAAAGCUCAGUCCCCAGAAGUCUGAGACGGAUCCGGGCUCUCCCAACCAAAGAGAGCUGCGCAGUAAGGAAACCCCGGAGAAGACCGUCCCGCUGCGGUCGGGGCUAGAAAGGGACAGUUUGCUCCCGUGCAAAGAGGAGCCCGAGCUGAGCUGUGAGAUGGAGGAUCUGCCCUUCAUGUCUACCACAGAGAUGUAUCUGUGUUGCUGGAACCAACCUCCUCUGUCCCCUCUGCGGGAGACUUCCCCUAAAAAGGAGGAAGAGGUGGCCAGUGAGUGGACUCCUCAUGUAGUACAUGAUAUGCUGAUUGUUUUUCCCUCCUGGAGGGAAAACUAUAUCGAGCCCCUGGAGGAGGAUUCUUCUUUUACGCCCCCCGAGCCGCUGGACGACGGCGUGUUUCUGAAACGCCACGCCAAGCUGGAGCUGGACGAGAAGAGGAGGAAAAGGUGGGACAUCCAGCGAAUCAGAGAGCAGCGCGUGUUCCAGCGCCUGCAGCAGCGCAUGAACAGGAAGAAGGUGGUCCAGGAGACGGAGCCGGACCUGUCGUCCUUCUACCCGGACACCGAAGACGUUGAAACUAUCGUGAUCACCCCCUUCCUGCCUGUGGUUGCAUUCGGCCGGCCGCUUCCCAAACUAUCACAACAGAACUUCGAGCUGCCUUGGCUGGACGAACGGAGCCGGUGCCGCAUCGAAGUGCCCAAAAAGCACACGCCCCACCGGACCUGCCGGAAGUGA